CGUGACUUUAGAUGUGUUUCCUCGUUUCCUCCGCUCAAAAGCUGCACUUGAACUCACCACAGAGAUCAGAGUGAAUAAACAAGCGACUCACUCGCUGAUCAACACACACGCCCAAUCUCCAUGAAACUAACUUCACACUCCUCUGAAAUCCUGAGUUUAAAACUGAAACUGAAACCGAACAAGAAAAAACCCCACAAAGACUCCGAGGUGACAUCACGGCAGUUCUCUGUGACGCCGCGGCUCGGCGCCACGCUUUGACCUCUUUAAUGUGCUCUCUCUGGAGAAGGAGGAAGACGUGAUUAGAGAAAGAUUUCAGUGGCGGGCAGACAGGCGGCAUGACAGAGGAGAAAUGUCCCCAGCUGGUGGACUACUUUGUAGUGGCAGGUCUGGACCCUGCAGGGCCCUGGAGGCCCCUGGACGAGGAUGGCAAGACCCCCUACAACUCCUCCUCCUCCUCGUCUUCGUCUUCAUCGGGCCGAGCGGUGGAGUCAGUGACGGACCUGGCGGUGAUCGCCCGGGGGCUCGGCGAGGAGGUACCGGAGGGCUUCACCUGCAUCGAGAGGACGCUGGGCGGACACUCGGCCGAGCUGAGCGCCGGCCUCAUCAACAACCCUCACCUGUACCUGUGCUACCGGCGAGGACGAGACAAACCGCCCAUACUGGACCUGGGGGUCCUAUAUGAGGGGAAGGAUCAGCUGAAACAGGGCUGGUACGUCAUCGAGACGACGCCUUACAGCCGCUCGGCCAGCUUGAGCACGGGCGGCGCCCCGACGGCUCACCGGGUGUUCCUGACGUACAGACGGGCUCUGGACUCUCAGGGUCUCCACAUGCUGGGCGUCACCGACAUCGCCCUGCUGCUGCCGAGUAAAGGAGAGGUCGCCCCGCACACCUUCAGCAGGGUCGACAAGAACCUCAACACGGGGAUGUGGGGUCCAGCUCUGUACGUCUGCUACAAGAGAGCCGUGGCCAAAGCCAACGCGCUGGUCUACAAAGCCGGUCUGCUCAGUCGGUACCCGGAGGAGGACCUGGAGGCGUUUCCUCUGCCCGAGUCGGUGCCGGUCUUCUGCCUGCCAAUGGGCGUCACCGUGGAGAGCUGGCCUCUGAACGCCAAGUAUCAGCUGCCCGUCUUCUCCACCUUCGUCUUCACCUCCGCCUCCGGGGACAAGGUCUACGGAGCCGCCAUCCAGUUCUACGAGUCGUUCUCUCGGGAGCUGCUGUCCGAGCGGCAGAGCGUGAGGCUCGGGCUGCUCAGCGUGGUCGACCGGCGGCCCAUCACAAACCGCAGCCUGCAGGUGAAGAAGAGCAUCUGCGUCCUCUCCCACUGGCCCUUCUUCACCGUCUUCCAGAAGUUCCUCACCUUCGUCUACAGAUACUCCAUCUCCGGACCCCACGUCCUGCCGCUGGAAAAACACAUCUCCAGCUUCAUGCACAACGUCCCCUUUCCCUCCCCGCAGAGACCUCGCAUCCUCGUUCAGCUCUCACCGUACGACAACCUGCUGCUCUGCCAGCCGGUCUCCUCUCCACUCCCACUCAGCGGUGCGAGCUUCCUGAAGCUGCUGCAGAACCUCGGUCCAGAGAACGCCUGCACACUGCUGCUCGCCGUCCUCACCGAACACAAACUGCUGCUGCACUCGCUCCGCCCCGACGUGCUCACCUCCGUCUGCGAGGCCGUCGUCACUAUGAGUUUCCCGCUGCGCUGGCUCUGUCCCUACAUCCCUCUGUGUCCGCUGCAGAUGGCCGACGUGCUGUUGGCGCCGAUGCCGUUCAUCGUGGGCGUCCACUCCAGCUACUUCGACCUGUACGACCCCCCCACCGACGUGGUGUGUGUCGACCUGGACACAAACACCAUCUUUCAGUUGGAGGACAAGAAGCCGUUGUCAUGGAGAUCAUUACCCAGGAAGCAGGGGAAGAUGCUGUUCAACACACUCACCAACCUCCACAAGACCCUCGAGAAGAUUUGCACUCCAGGCCAGGAGGAGGCGACGUUGGAGUUCCUGUUGACAGAUUACGAUCAGAUCUACCGGAGUCAGAAGCAGCUGGAGCUGGAGAUCCAGGAGGCGUUUCUUCGCUUCAUGAGCUGCCUGCUGCGGGGAUACAGAGCCUUCCUGCUGCCCAUCACGCAGGCUCCUUCAGACACCACCACCGACUGCAGCUCCCUCUUCAACCUGCAGGGUUUCUUGAAGUCUCGAGAUCGGACGCAGCAGAAGUUUUACUCUCAGCUGACGAGGACUCAGAUGUUCACUCAGUUCAUCGAGGAGUGCUCCUUCGUCAGCGACCGACACGCCUGCCUGGAGUUCUUCGACGAGUGCGUCCAGAAGGUGGACGUGGAGAAGCCCGAGGAGGUGAGGCUGGUCGACCUGGACGAGACUCACAGCGGGGAACACACGGUCUUCAUCAUGCCUCCCGAAGAACCGCAGGAACCUGACGGCUCCGAGUGUCCCGCCCUCUACAGUUAUGAAACUUUCCCUACGCUGAAGCCCGAGUUCUUCGACCGACCUCAGGACCAACUCAGAGUCCCCACUAAAGGAAGCGCCCCCAGUAGCCCCGCCCCCAGACGCACAAAACAGGAGAUCAAGCUGGCACAGAAGAAAGCUCAGAAGUACUCCACCGUGCCCGACAUGUGGUCCAAGUGUCUGCUGGGUCACUGUUACGGCCUCUGGUUCAUCUACCUGCCCACCUUCGUACGGGCGGAGAGUGCCAAGGUCCGCACACUGCACGCGGCCUACGACGUCCUCAAACACAUGGAGAACCGUAAAGUGGUGCUGCCAGACGAGGUGUGUUACAGGAUCCUGAUGCAGCUGUGUGGUCAGUACGGUCAGCCCGUCCUCGCUGUUCGAGUCCUGCUGGAGAUGAAGAAGGCUGGAAUCACACCCAACACCAUCACCUACGGAUACUACAACAAGGCCGUGCUGGAGAGUAAGUGGCCAUCCACCAGUCAGGGCGGGCGUCUCCGCUGGGCCAAGCUGAGGAACGUCCUGCUGGCUGUGGCUCAGUUCAGACAGCCAAUCAAACGGCGGCAGAAGAGCGGCUCCACGGGCUCACGGGGAGAAACAACAAUUGACCCUGACCAGAGGCUCCGCCCCCAGUCGACUCUGAUUCGUCAGUCCAGUUGGAGCGGUCUGUCCGAGAGCUCCAGUCACGAGUCUCUGACGUGUCUGAUGGUGAAGAGCAACAGUCUGAGCAGCAUGAAGACGCCCAGCGACAGGCUGACGCUCUGCAAGAAGACGAUCCUCAGUAACGCUGGGACCAACGGCUGCACUGACUCCGCCUCCUGUAAGCCUCCGAUGGGACACAGAGACACCUCCACCCCUCCUCCUCCGGCGCCCCCUGGUGGUGUGGUGGUGCGUCGGAGUCAGGUCUGCCUCUCCACCUUCUACAAAGACUGUGCAGAGUCGGCCGAAUCCGAGCCCGACUGCUGCCAGCCUGCAGAGAGAGACGGCAGACCUGCCGGGACUCGUGACACGGCUAGCAGGAACAAAGCUGUAGACGAGAACUACAACAACGUCUCCUCCCCGAGCAGAGGAGGUCUGGCAGGAAAACUGCAGCAGCUCCUCACCCCGACCAGACACCGAGUGUCCGUCAGACGGGCCGCCAGCGUGGACGACAGGAGGCCCGGAGGAGGGGGAGGAGGGGGGGUGGGACGGAGAGUGUCUGAGCAGAGGCAGUCCAGGAAAGCUCAAGUGGCUGAAACGCUGCUGAAAGCCAAAGAGAGGCUGGUCAGCGCUACGUCUGAGAGUUCGCUGUCAGUAGGAAGUGACCUGGACCUGACGGACAUGCCGAGUCCAGCCUAUCCUCUGCGCAGGUCCUGGGAUGCCAAUCAGGAGGGGGCGGGGCUAGAGGUGUUGAUGUCGAGCUGCUCUCUGUGUCGCAGCUGUAACUCGCUCGUUUACGACGAGGAGAUCAUGGCGGGCUGGACGUCAGACGACUCCAACCUGAACUCGUCCUGUCCGUUCUGCAGCGCGUCCUUCGUCCCCUUCCUGAAUGCCGAGAUCUGCGACCCCGGACCCCUCAAUAGUGCAGAGCGCUGCAACUGGAACGUGGAGGACGAGGUGGAGAGCGCGGUGAGGCCCCCUAGUGUUCAUGAACCCUCAGUGCGAUCCCAUCAGUGUAACGGUCUGAGCGACGACUCCAGUUCAGAGACCAGCAGCUACUCAGAGAACAGCAGAACCACCACGGGCUCCUCAGUGGGCGGCGGCCCCCAGGUAGCGGUGGCCUACCUGAGUCCUCUGGUCCUGAGAAAGGAGCUGGAGAGUCUGCUGGAGAACGAGGGCGAGGCGGUGCUGGCUCAGCCUCAGUUCCUGGAGAACCACUCCAUCAUCUUCUGGAACCUGGUGUGGUACUUCCAGCGUCUCGGCCUGCCCAGUAACCUGCUGCAGCUGGUCCGAGCGUCGCCACUGGUCAGCCAGAUCACACAGUCGGAGAACUCGGCGGUGAGGGUGCGGCUCCUCUGGGACACCCUGAGCCCCGACACAGACCAGUGGCCCCCGCUCUACAUCCUCUGGAGGAUCCACAGUGGCGUCCCGAUGAGGAGCUACUGCUGGCGGAGACACAACCACCCGUUCUCGCUCUCCUUCCUGGAGGAGGUGCUGCGCUGGGUCGGCAUGAACGAAGUGCACAAAGCCGUCACGCUCUUCCUCGACACGCUGGCCAAACAGCCCGGAGCAGCGCGGACGCAGAGGAGUUUGUACAGAGAGUUCCUCUUCCUCACUCUGGCAGCUAUGGGCAAAGACCACGUCGCUGCAUUCGAUAAGAAGUACAAGGCGGCGUACUCUCGUCUCAGCAACACUCUGGGUCGUGAGGAGCUGCGCAGGAAGCGAGCUCAACCUCCCAGCCCAAAAGCCGUCGACUGCAGACGCAGCUUCCACCCGCCGCUCGAGUGCUGAUCAUCCAGGACUCUAAAACUCCUGCAGCUUCAUCCCUCCUGAGGGGGGAGGAGCCUAAUCCCAGGAUCGCUGCUGCCACAGCCUGCUUGUGUACUCGUCGCCUCUCUGCUGCCUCCUGGUGGACGUCGGGAGUGACGCGCCCCCUCCCUGUCCCUCUGUCCCUCUGUCCGCCUCGUCGAUGUGAAUCCAGCAGCUUUUAUGUCUCCUUUAAAGAUCCGACAGAGACGGACUGAAGAGUUUCUCCACGAGGUUGAAAACUGAGCCCAGAUCAGAGCGGAACGUGGAGUCGAGUGAAGGAAACCGCGGGUUCCUGCAUGUCCAGAACCAUCAGCUGUGUCCGUUUUAACUUUCAUUUUUCCCUUGUUUUAACAUUCUCAACUAGACGUUUCAAAUCGGACCUGAGAGUCGCUGCAGGAGCUCGUCUGACUGCGUCUGAGGACUGAGAGGGCGUGCACAUUUUAAACCCAGGAGUCAGAUUUUAUUUUCAGUGUGUGACCAACAACGGCGUCUAGGAUUUAACUCUUAGAGUGCUGAAGUACAAACCAGGGUGUCACCAUACCAGACUAGCAGAAGUCUUUGGACCCCAGUGUGUCAGGUCGUUUUCUUGUUUUUAUUAUCAAACUCCAGCACGCCGCCUACAUCGCACAAACACGCUGGUCACGCUUCUGUUCUAAUGUUUCCAAUGUUUGUGUGAUGUAGUCAGUGCUCUCUCUCUUUCAGUGCUGACGUUUUCUUAAGCUUAGAUUCAUUUGGAUCCUAGCGAUCAUUAAACUAACCGAGAUUCUAGCGUUUUAAAAACGGGAGUGAAAGUAUCAGGAGUGAUGAGGACCUGACAGCGCUGCAGCUCGGUCGAGACUUCAAAAGGGAAGUUGUCAACCAGAAGACGAGAAGGAGACUUUACCCUCGCUGAAUCUCUCUUCUCAGCAGAGUUCACCUCAGUGUCACUUUUUGGAUCAAUCCUGAAAAAAAAGAGUUUAAAAAGCUAUUUUCAAAAAAGUACUGAAGUUAGUCGAUCACUCUGAAGGAAACACAACAAGAAGCAAGAAGAGACUUUUUAUUACCCGCUCAGAUUCAUGUGUUCUGUUCGUCUUCCAUCAGAUAAAGAAGACCGUCGUUUAAGUUUACAUCGAGCCUACAACAAAGUGUGUUCACGUUGUGGACUUCUGUCAGAUCAGGAAACACGACCAGACAUGAAGCUCAUCACUUUGGUCAGUGUCACUUUGGUUCAAACAUUAUUUAGACUUGAGACUAAAGUUGAGAGUCUGUGUGAUCAUCCAGCUGAGACUGGAUCCCUCUCUCUGUCAGACUCCCUCAGAGCUCUGAAGAAGAAGAAGAAGAAGAAGAAGCAUCAUCAUCCCUCUGAGUCAGAGCCAGACACCAGAGAUACAUGAGUGAGUCUGUUCAGUGUUUCUCUGCAGAACAGGUUGGAUUGUGUCUUUGCACCUUUGGCCUCUCUAACAGCGUCAGGGUCUAAAUCCCAACUUUUGAAAGAUUCUACAUUUAAGGGGAAAGUGAAAAGAUUACAGAGGCAUUAGAGGAUGAGCUCAUGUUCUCAGGUGUGUGUGUGUGUGUGUGUGUGUGUGUGUGUGUGUGUGUGUGUGUGUGUGUGUGUGUGUGUGUGUGUGUGUGUGUGUGUGUGUGUGUGUGUGUGUGUGUGUGUGUGUGUGUGUGUGUGUGUGUGUGUGUGUGUGUGUGUGUGUGGUGAAAUAAUCCACACACAUAAAAAAGUGAAAAUGCGUCUGCAGUUCAGAUGUGAAAGAACAAAAACAACUGUCCAGUUUUUAAAGUUAUAAUGAAGACAUAUAGAAUCCUCAUCACAGCAUCUGUUUGUCUCUAGAAUCAUAAACUUAAGACGAUAUUUAUGGGAUGUUAAUGCUGCCGUGACAGCCAGAAAUCGUUUCCAGGCUUGUCGGCCCAAAACCAGACACUCACCGGGGGAGCGACUCAGUGUGUGAGCACGCUGCAGGAAUCAGCAGAGAUUUCAACCUGCAUUCACAAUUUAUCAAAACCAGUAGAGAACAAAAUAAAGCAAAACGGAGACAUGUCACUUCAUGUCUCUAAUCUUCUUCAUGCUCUCUCUUCCAGCGCCACUGAUGGGGAAAAUGAGCAUAAUAGGAAGGGACGUUAGUGGACUUUAAAGAUCAAAGCCCGUAUGUUUUAACCUCAGUAAGAGUCUAAAUGACCAACACAGAGACGUUUUUGAGCCGCAGCAGGGUUAUCAAAACACUCAGAGCGGCUUUUAGUGAACCAUCGAGGAGCUGCUGAAGAAAUCUACUGGAUUAAUUGCAAUUUUUAUUUGACCUUUAACCCCAUUGAGAAAUUAGGCCCAUUUUUCAAAAGCAUCUCCAAUAUUGAUCCUAGUUUGAGCACGUUUCUGCUCGUGGAGCUUAUUAGAAACAUGCAGAGGCUUUUUAGGUCGGGUACAAUCACUUCUAUCUGAACCACUUCUCUUGCCCGCCUCCAUCGCUGCAACACCUGUUGACCUGAUAACUGCUCUCAUAUCUGACAAACCGAGGGGCGUCCAAAACGGCCGUGUGGGGGCGUGUCUUAAAAGCGCCUACCUUCUCUGGUCCAAACAAAUCCAGAGCAUUCAGGAGCAGAAUCUAAAGUUAGAAGGAGGACAUACUGACUGCUGCAUUGUUGUCAGAGAAGCCAGCACUUCAACAUGUUUCCUUAAUGAUCAGAUAGUAAGAUACCUUUAUCAUCUCACUCUCUACACAGCUCACUGAUUGGUCCUUUAACAGGAUUAACUCCGCCUUUUCUCUCCACCAGACUCCACUAACAUAAAUCAGCACCUUUACUUUCAGAGGUUUGGGAGUGUCUGCUACUCAUGUAACAAACAAUAACACAAAGAAAGUGAAUGAUUGGUCGAAGAGGCAGCAAGUGCAAAGAUGAAUCCGCCCUCUCAGCCACGCUCUGUUUCCUGUCUGUGCUUCCUGAUUGGUCAGAGAAAUCCUGCUGGUUGGUUUUUAACUUCCGAUGUUAAAGAAGAGAAAUGAAAACGUCAUUAAACUGAGAGAGGUGUCCGCUCGGAGGGAUGACACCACGCUGAGAGUCAAACUUGUGAAGAGAAAGUUUACUGUACAAACUGUGAAAGCUUGAGAGGUGGUGAGCCGAGGGGUCAAAGGUCACGCAGACAAACAUGCACUGUAUCUUGUACCGCAGCGGUUUAUUCAGAGUGAGACUUAAAGGGACUUUGAGUCGACUUUACGUUGAGGUUGUUUUAUGAUUAAAUGAAUGGCCGUCAGCUCCGAGGAGACGAGUGUAUUUAAAAUAGAAACUUGUGUUUGCUGUUUGUUGUAAUUUAUAUCUGGCUGUGAUUUCAGUUGUAAAUGUUUGUUUUUAUAAGAAAACACAAAAUUAAAAGACGGGAUGAGCCCGA
Messenger RNA from Labrus mixtus (cuckoo wrasse), 8265 nucleotides. Its product is annotated as DENN domain-containing protein 4B-like. Gene Ontology annotation, biological process: regulation of Rab protein signal transduction. Gene Ontology annotation, cellular component: cytoplasmic vesicle. Bases 336 to 4883 code for a protein of 1515 amino acids. The transcript has 29 exons. The record is from RefSeq and is a predicted model, not a curated record. Gene Ontology annotation, molecular function: protein binding. Lineage: Eukaryota; Metazoa; Chordata; Actinopteri; Labriformes; Labridae.